GCACUCAAAAUAGAAGAAUUGCAAGAAGCUUUAUGUAAAAAAGAAGAAGACAUGAAACAAAUGGAAGAACGAUACAAAAAAUAUUUGGAAAAGGCUAAAAGUGUCAUCCGUACUUUAGAUCCCAAACAGAACCAAGGUUCAGCACCUGAAAUUCAGGCACUGAAGAAUCAACUGCAGGAACGUGAGAGGAUGUUCCAUUCCUUAGAGAAAGAAUAUGAAAAGACAAAGAGUCAAAGAGAAAUGGAGGAGAGAUACAUUGUCAGUGCCUGGUACAAUAUGGGGAUGACUCUUCAUAAAAAAGCAGUAGAAGACAGACUUGCUAGUACUGGUUCAGGACAGUCUUUCCUAGCUAGACAAAGGCAAGCCACGAGCACAAGGAGAGCUUAUCCGGGCCAUGUCCAGCCAGCCACAGCAAGGUAGAAAGAGUCCUUGCCUUGCCUUUUGAAUGGAAGCCAUCCUGGAAUCAAGACCUACUUCUGUUAUAAGUGACUGUAUUUCAGGAAAACUUAGCCAGCAUUCUUUCAGUAUUGUCUCUUCAUGUCUCAUUUCCAGAAGAGGUUUUUUUUUUUCUUUUUAACUAUUUUCUUUUCUGGAGUCUUCCUUUUGUCUUUUAAUGU
Messenger RNA from Protobothrops mucrosquamatus (brown spotted pit viper), 617 nucleotides. Its product is annotated as hook microtubule tethering protein 3. The transcript is spliced from 4 exons. The record is from RefSeq and is a predicted model, not a curated record. Lineage: Eukaryota; Metazoa; Chordata; Lepidosauria; Squamata; Viperidae. Gene Ontology annotation, biological process: cytoskeleton-dependent intracellular transport; cytoplasmic microtubule organization. Bases 52 to 420 code for a protein of 122 amino acids. Gene Ontology annotation, cellular component: centrosome; cytoplasm. Gene Ontology annotation, molecular function: dynein light intermediate chain binding; microtubule binding.